AUUGAAAUGGUUCUGCAGAGAGCUUCUGAAAGUACAAUUUCAACAAGUAGUUUCAAGAAAUAUCGACCAAAUGCAUCGAAUUCAGUCUUUUUAAAAGAUUUUCCAGGAGUAAAAAGUUUCAUAAGUGAGACUUACGGCAAUUCUGGUCAUGAGCCAAUCAAAGAGCAACUUCAAUCCAACGGUAUUUCAGAAACUAUACACCAGAUUGAAAACCAAGAUCGUGUCCAGAGCGUUAAGGAGAGACUUAGCAAGCAUUUUGACCCACAAGAUCCUGAUUUUGAUAUUUACUCUACAUAUUUUACUGAUGCUUCGAACGUAUUAUAUGAAGAGGAAGUAGUAAAUGAUGCUGCUCCAAAAGCAUACCUUGUUGAGCCCUACGCUAGAAGAGGCACAGCCAAAUCACGCUUUGAUAUCCCUCCUUGCGGAGGAGGCGUUCAAGGUAAGAUUAAGUACCUUGCUGAGCCUGGCUCAAAAGCUCAUGUGCAAUGGAUCAUUCAAGAUCCUGCUCCUGGAGGGCAUUGAGAAAUAAGACUUUCAAACGGUCAUCCAGAUGAUAAGUCCUCCUACAAUUUCUUGAAAGUUGAAGGGAACGGCUUCAACUCCCGCACAGGUGCUUUCAAUUGUGGAGAUCCGAAAAAGAGCAUCGAAGAGGCAACAGUUGUGUUCCCCUCUAACGUAUCGUGUGAACAAUGCACCCUCCAAUGGGUUUAUGUCGCUCCUGGAUAUGGAUCAAUGUACCAAUGAUCAGACAUCUCUAUUCUUUCAGGACAAGAAAAGAAAGACGAGUGUGCAGUAGAUUGCAGAAAUGGCGGAGUCUGCCAAGAAGGUCUCUGCUAUUGAGCAGCAGGCUACUUCGGAGAAUCCUGUGAAAAUCAGGGUGAUCCAAACCAAUUCUACGAGCCAGUGGCUCCUACACUUUUUGCACAAGAGGAACCUGAAGAGGAAGUAGAAGCCCCUAAAUCAAAGGAUAGCGGAGGUUGGGGGUUCUUCUCAUGGUACUUACUUCUCCUAUUCCUGGGACUUCUACUUGCCGGGAUAAUCGCUGCUCUAGUCUACUUCCUCUGUAAAGACAAACUCAAAGACAUCACCGGAAACAAAGAAGACAAGGAUGCUAAGAAAGGUCAGAAAAAAGAUGACGAAGAGACCCAAGACAGAAUGAUCGAGGAAGAAAAGGCCAAAGAAGAGAAGAAAAAGAAAGAGCAAGAGGAUAAGAAGAAAGCUGAGAAAGAUAAGAAGAAGAAAGAUGAGGAGGAGAAGAAGAAGAAAGAUGAAGAAAAGAAGAAGAAAGAGGAAGUAAAGAAGAAAAAGGAGGAGGAAAAGAAGGAAAAAGAUAAGAAAAAGAAGGAAGAUAGCAAAUCAAAGGAUAAAAAUAAAUCUAAGAAUAAAAACAAAUCGAAAGAUAAGAAUAAGUCCAAGGAUAAGAAUAAAUCAAAAGAUAAGAACAAGUCCAAGGAAAAGAGCAAGUCAAAAGACAAGAAUAAGUCCAAAGAUAAGAACAAAUCAAAAGAGAAAGAAAAGAAGGCCAAAAAGGAUAAGGACAAGAAUAAGAAAACAAAAUCAAAGAGCAAAUCAAAAGAUAAGCCUAAAAGCAAGUCCAAAUCCAAGUCAAAAUCCAAAGACAAAGAUAAGGCUAAAGCUGAUGCUGAAUAAGUUAUCAGUGCUAAGGAAUCGAGAAGGAAUAGUAUCUAAUAAAUUCAUAAGAGACAUUACCCUCACCACGGCUAA
This is a messenger RNA of Moneuplotes crassus, 1725 nucleotides long. The record is from the annotation of a GenBank genome assembly. NCBI's taxonomy places the organism in Eukaryota, Ciliophora, Spirotrichea, Euplotida, Euplotidae.